Messenger RNA from Pelodiscus sinensis (Chinese soft-shelled turtle), 2215 nucleotides. Lineage: Eukaryota; Metazoa; Chordata; Testudines; Trionychidae. The record is from RefSeq and is a predicted model, not a curated record.
UCCCUCCAGGUGCUGGGCAUGUGCGCAGAGAGGCCAGCCGUGAGCAGGCGUUGGGGUGCAUGCGCAGAGUGGCUGGCUGUGAGAAGUCUGGGCGUGCGGCUCAGAAGCAGCAGGAACCGCAUUUCCUUAAUGCAGCUCGAGAGCUGUGGAUUGGCCACCCCGUCCUAAAUGUAUGUGCAGAAACUUACAAUCCGGAUGAAGAAGAGGAUGACACAGAGUCAAGGAUUAUUUACCCCAAAACAGAUGAUCAAAGAAACAGAUUGCAAGAGGCUUGCAAGGACAUUCUUCUUUUUAAAAACCUAGAUCCGGAACAGAUGUCUCAGGUAUUAGAUGCUAUGUUUGAAAAGCUGGUUGAAGGAGGAGAGCAUGUCAUUGAUCAAGGUGAUGAUGGUGACAACUUCUAUGUAAUUGAUAGAGGAACAUAUGACAUUUAUGUAAAAUGUGAUGGUGUUGGGAGGUGUGUUGGUACCUAUGAUAACCGUGGAAGUUUUGGUGAGUUGGCCUUAAUGUACAAUACACCCAGAGCAGCUACCAUAAUUGCUACAUCUCCUGGUGCUGUAUGGGGUUUGGACAGAGUAACAUUCCGGAGAAUCAUUGUAAAAAACAAUGCCAAAAAGAGAAGAAUGUAUGAAAAUUUUAUUGAGUCAUUGCCAUUCCUUAAAUCUUUAGAACUAUCUGAACGUUUGAAAGUGGUGGAUGUGAUAGGCACCAAAGUAUAUAAAGAUGGAGAACAAAUCAUUGCUCAGGGAGAGAUGGCUGAUUGUUUUUUCAUUGUAGAAUCUGGAGAAGUGAGAAUUACUAUGAAAAGGAAGAAUAAACAGGAUGUAGAAGAGAAUGAGGCAGUUGAAAUAGCUCGGUACUCCAGAGGACAAUAUUUUGGAGAACUUGCUCUUGUAACUAACAAACCACGAGCAGCUUCAGCAUUUGCUCUUGGCACUGUCAAAUGUUUAGUUAUGGAUGUGCAGGCAUUUGAAAGGCUUUUGGGACCUUGUAUGGAAAUUAUGAAAAGAAACAUUGCAAACUAUGAGGAGCAGAUAGUUGCUUUGUUUGGAACAAACAUGGACAUUGCUGAUGCCAGUGAAUGAAAUAAAGUGCGGAACUACAAGAUCCGUUAUGAGAAAAUAGCACAGUAGUGGUUAGUCCACUGAGAAUGUGUCUAUCUUCCUGUAGAUGCCAAGCAUUUUCUGUGAUUUGAGGGUCUGGGGUUUUUUGUUUGUUUGUUGGGGUUUAUUUUCAAUUUUUUACAUAUUACAACAUAUGUAUCAGUAAACCAUGUAGAGAUUUAACAGACUUUCGUCCUGAUUUUCAGAAGAACAUGGCACCAGUAGUUCCAGUUGAAGUCAGGGGUAGCUGUAGAUGCACAGCAGCUUUUGAAAAUCAGGUUCUUUGUAUACAGCAUUUCAUAAAGAAUACAUUUUAAGAAAACAUUAUGCUGAUGAAUUUGUUCAACCAACUUCUGUUCUAUAAAAUGGUUCAGAUUUUCUGGAAAGACUGUUAGCUUGAAUGCGAUAUGUUGAAAGUGUUAAUGCACAAAGUGUUUGUAAGUAUUGGUAAUGCAGAAGGUAUACUGUAGUUAUCCAUUUCUGCCUUUUUAAAUUGUCAUGAUUUUAUGUUGCAAUUACUAUAGCUGUAUAAAAAAAUAAAUAACUCAAAUUCCUCAUAACAGUAAGGCACAAUGAUACAUUUUGUGUAAAGUUCAUUAACCAAGUCUUAUUUGAACAUUUUUGUAAUUUGGUAAUAAAGUCCUCUUAAUAUGUCACAUUUCAGCAAGCCCAUUUGUAAAAUAUUGUAAUAUCUUAUGCAAUUUAGGGGAUUUUUAUAUUUUUGCAAUAAACUGCAUUUUUAUUUGUUACACAUAAACAGUACAUUCCUCCAUUGAGAGAGCUGCAAAUGAAUCUCAAUGCAAGCAUGUUUUUUAAAAACAGGCAAAAGUACUUUAUGUAGGCAAUUGUCACAUUCUAUCUAAUUGUGCAUAAUCUACAUCAUUUUUCUUCUAAUUUAUUCCUUAAAAUGUAUGCAUUUUGUCCGUUCAUAUUUGAUGUCUAAUCUAGGAUUAAAUUCCGUCCCUAGAAAUCACUUAUUUUUCGGUGUUAAAUCUUUCCAUCUUUCAAGUAAAAUGUUCUUCAUACCUCUUUCUUUUUAGUAGAGGAUUCAAGCUAUUAAAGUAUUGAAAGACACAUUAACAUUAUUUGUUCCUGGAAAUCCUUACCAGCAA